AUGGCAGACAACAGCUCCGACGGCUUCCUGCCUGUCCCCGAAGGCUCCAUCUACUGGAAACACAACUAUGCCGCCGACAAAGACGCCGGCGCAACUCGGCCCACCAUCCUGCUCGUCCACGCCGCCGUGGCAGAUCACACGCUGUGGGAUGCGCAAGUCGACUUCCUCAACGCCAAAGGCUGGAAUUGCCUUCGAUUCGACUUGUUUGGAUUUGGUCAAAGCAGCCCCAGCAAGGAAUACCUUAGCGCCCCCGGCCCAAAAUCCUACAAACCUUGCCCGCAAAUUGAUAGAGUGAGGCAAACCGUCCUCGGCCCCGACGCAAGCCUCAUCGUCAUAGGCCUCAGCAUGGGCGCCAACGUAGCCCUCGAGUACACGCUCGCGUACGGCGCGCACGUCGUAGCAGUAGGCAUCUGCGCCGGCGGCCCGCGCGGCUUCACAGGCGCCAACGAUCCGGCGGAAGACGCGCUAUUCGCAGAAGCCGAGGCCUGCCUUGCCAAAGGCGACGUGCAGCGCGCCGCGGAGCUGCAAGUGCACAUCUGGGGCGAUGGGCCGUUGCAGCCUCCUGGACGAUUGGCGCCCAAUGUCGCGGCGCAGAUGCUGCGGUGGAAUUUGGAUAUUGCGGCUAGGGAGAGCGAGAAACGGGGUGGGUUGGCGUUUGAGAUGGUGUUUGAGGGGGAGGCGGCGAUGGGGCGGCUGGGGGAGUUUGAGGGGCCGAUGUUGGUUUCCUGGGGCACGUUUGAUGAGACGUUCACGACGGAGUCGAUGAAGGCUGUUGUGGCUGCGAGGGGGCCCGGGCGGGCGGUGGUGGGGAGGGAGUUUGCGACGGGGCAUAUGAUUAAUUUGGAGGUGCCGGGGGAGUUUAAUGCGUUUGUUGACGAGUGGCUUCAAGGCCAUGAGCUUCAUAAGGCUAGAUAG
Messenger RNA from Neohortaea acidophila, 915 nucleotides. Its product is annotated as Alpha/Beta hydrolase protein. The coding region runs from base 1 to 915 and encodes 304 amino acids. The record is from RefSeq and is a predicted model, not a curated record. Lineage: Eukaryota; Fungi; Ascomycota; Dothideomycetes; Mycosphaerellales; Teratosphaeriaceae. The transcript has 2 exons.